GUUACCAUUGGGAAAUAAUUGACGGUGCAUUCGUCCAAUCGCCAAGCGAAUGGAAGAGUUGGGAAGGCGGGGCUGAGGCCGCCAUUUCGUGAAUGAGGUAUUGGCGAUUGCAAUCGGCCCAGGAUGGUGAAGCUGUUCGUGGGGAAAUUGCCACCGGAGGUGCGGCGGGACGAGGUGCAGCCGCUGUUUGAGCAGUUUGGUCGGGUGAGCGAGUGCGACUUGGUGAAGGAUUAUGGCUUUGUGCACAUGGAAGAUGUUGAAGCAGCGCAGAGGGCGAUUUCCCACCUCAAUCAUUACAAACUUCGGGGAUUCUCCAUUAUUGUUGCAUUCAGCAAGAGCAAGAUUAUAUCCUCCUCCAAGCUGCAUGUUGCCAACGUCAGCUCCCGCUGCAAGAAGCAAGAGCUGAGGUCACUGUUUGAGAAAUAUGGACCAGUUGUCAAAUGCAGGAUUGUAAAGAAUGAUGCCUUUGUGGAAAUGGAGAGAGGGGAGGAUGCCAAAGAAGCAAUGAGAGCCCUUAGUGACACAGAUUUCAAAGGAAAACGCAUCUAUGUUGAAUUGUCGAAGAGCAAAGGGUGGAAAGAUCCCAGGAGACAUUGUCACAAGUGUGGUAAGGAGGGCCACUGGUCUGCAGACUGUCCAAGAAUACGAAGCAAUUUGGAAGAGGUAUAUCCCCAUGAUGGCUCUGACCCUUUCUCAGUGUCUCUGCAACCUGUAUCAGGAUACGGAGAUCAAUCUGUCUGCAGCAGCACGGAUCAGUGCGAGUUCAUCGAUUACUAUGCCAAAUAUAGGACACGUCCAUAUAAGGCGAUGGGAGAGCCCAUUUCUGACUGGCAGCUGCCUCCACCUGUAAGGUCUUCCUCAAACAAUUCUGCCCCCAGUUCAUUCGAGCAGCACUAUGUGGCUCUGCAAAAUGCAUGUUACAGCCAGGAAUGGAAACCUUUGCAGACACCACACCUCCUACGUCCUUCGAACAGUGGAGAUAGUUUGGAGUGUCCACAGCUUUUCCCAUCUCUGAUGCUCAGUCAACCCCUUUAUGAUCAGGCGAGUUCGGCCAAUGACACUUGUGCAGAUUCUGUGUACUGAUUCUGAGGUUCCGUCUCCUGUGACUCAAAAGCACUGGCAUCUGUUGCACAUUGCACUGACUGCACCUAAAUCAGGAAUCUUGGUGACGACACAGUAGAGAUUUUAAAAUCUGAAUCCUGAGGUUGAAGCAAGUUCAUGUUGCAAUAUUGUCUAAAACUACAAUUAUUUACAAUAUGAAUUAGGUUGCCAGUUUGCAAUUUCUGGAAUUCUGCCAAGUGUACUUGGAGAUCAUUUUAUUUUCCCUCCUACAUGAUUUCAUCCAUUAUGUACCAGUCAUCAUGUUGAUACUUGGUAGAUGAAAUUCUUUGUGUGCCUGGAUCAAUUAUGGAGUGCACAUCACAGGGGUAUUCUGCCAGUGUCUGAUCUAUAUAUUCAAGUGACUCAUUUUCAUUGAGGCAAGGUUGUCUUUAGUCUUUGCCACUACAGAGGAAUUUGAAUUUUCCCAACUUCAACUUUUGUGCAAAAUGUCAGAAAAUGCUCUACAACUGAUUAGAGUAGAAAUUAACUAAAUGACACACACUGCUAAACACAAUGCUCUAAGAGUGUUUUGUUCUUGAUUUUAAAAUGUAGAGAAACACUUGGAAUGGUGAGUUCUGGUAUGUUUACCUGUUUGUUAGUUUGUACAGUAUCAUCCUCAUUCAUGUUUAACAAUUGAAAAAUUCACAGGAGCUUGAGUAUUUGCAAGCUGUGAAACUUCUUGCAAGUGUGUAGCUGGUCUGAGCAUGGCUUUGUGAAUUGCAUUUGAUGACAGAAAUGAAUGUAUCCUGUUUGGUCAUUGGAACAUUUUAAGAUUCCAUAGCCAGAGAAUGGCAGUUAGGGGGAAGGAAAAGCAAAUUCAUAUUCAAUGUGUGUAUCUAGAAGAGUUCAAUCUGAUUUAUGUGUACUAUAUUUCACAUUCCAUGAAUGAAACUCUACCAAAAUCAUUGCGCUCAAGUUAUUACAUCCAGGUAAGUUGACUGAAUGUGCUUGGGAGAUGGAAAGCAGAAUAGAGCUGGAAUUUGGGAAAGCAUUGACAUGGAAUUGCACAGUGCAAAGAUCUACUUAUUGGAUGAUGUGUGGCAAGUGGUAUAAUUUUAAGAGUUGUAGACUUUCCAUUGAUUUGUCAGUGAUGCCUUUUUUAAUAUUCAGUUUCAUAUUACACUGAAAAACAGUUCUGGCAACAGGUGGCUGAUAUUUUUUCCUUCUCUGCUAUCCUUUUUGUGCAUUGAAUAGGUUUGUAAAAGAUGCUAAUAUAAAUACUAAUGUAAAUACGGAGUGGGGAAUAAAAAUGAAGUUUUUCAUUAA
Messenger RNA from Pristis pectinata (smalltooth sawfish), 2367 nucleotides. RefSeq names its product RNA-binding protein 4B-like. Gene Ontology annotation, molecular function: zinc ion binding; mRNA binding. Gene Ontology annotation, cellular component: cytosol; nuclear speck. Lineage: Eukaryota; Metazoa; Chordata; Chondrichthyes; Rhinopristiformes; Pristidae. Bases 124 to 1083 code for a protein of 319 amino acids. The record is from RefSeq and is a predicted model, not a curated record. The transcript is spliced from 4 exons. Gene Ontology annotation, biological process: mRNA splicing, via spliceosome.